GCCGGAAGGUUCCAGAGGGGCCGUCGGAGCCGCUGCCGCCGGGGGGGCGCCGCACGCGACAUGGCCGCAGCGCGCGAGGAGUUACAGAAAGAUUUGGAAGAGGUUAAAGAAUUACUUACGAAAGCGACGAGGAAGCGACUUCGUGAUGUCCUGAUGACAGAGAAACAUAAGCUAGAGCUAGAAAUCAAGAAUCAGCCUCCACCGAAGCCAAAAGAUGCAGCAGAGGAAGAAAAGUCAUCUUUGGGAGGGUAUACAGUGAAAAUAAACAAUUAUGGUUGGGAUCAGUCAGAUAAGUUUAUUAAGAUUUACAUCUCUUUAAAUGGAGUCCAGAAGCUUCCAGCUGAGAAUGUGCAGGUGAAUUUUACAGAGAGGUCGUUCGAUCUGCUAGUGAAGAAUCUGAAUGGGAAGAACUACACCAUGACCUUCAACAACCUCCUGAAACCCAUCUCUGUGGAAGGCAGCUCUAGAAAGAUAAAGACGGACAUGGUCCUUGUGAUGUGUAGGAAGAAGCGGGAGGAAAAAUGGGAAUGUCUCACUCAAGUGGAAAAAGAAAGCAAAGAGAAAGAGAAGGCUGCCUACGACACCUCAGAUCCUAGUGAAGGGCUUAUGAACCUUUUAAAAAAGAUGUAUGCAGAAGGGGAUGAUGAAAUGAAGCGCACCAUCAACAAGGCCUGGGUUGAAAGCAGAGAAAAGCAAUCCAAAGGGGACAUACCAAUGGAUAUUUGAAAGUAUUCUAAGGGCUGCCUUAAUACUGAUCUUCCAUGUGAGACACGCUGUGCUGCAAAGAUCAUUGUUUACACAAUCUUCUUCCAAGCAAAGACAGUCAUUUUCCAUUUCAGGUUGGAGAAAAUAUUUAAAUAAAAUAGCUUAUAAAGCA
Molecule: messenger RNA, 877 nt
Organism: Haliaeetus leucocephalus (bald eagle)
Lineage: Eukaryota; Metazoa; Chordata; Aves; Accipitriformes; Accipitridae
Gene: CACYBP
Product: calcyclin binding protein
Exons: 6
Coding region: 61-726 (221 amino acids)
Biological process (GO): heart development
Cellular component (GO): nucleus
Molecular function (GO): tubulin binding; ubiquitin protein ligase binding; S100 protein binding
Source: RefSeq, a predicted model, not a curated record